CGGCGUGUGCCUAGGGCAGCGGGUCACCAGGCUCCGCCCCCCGGCCGCCCGGCCUAGGGGACGGCACUUUGUUCAGGAUGCCGCCUCCUUCUCGUCGUGGAGCGGGAGCCGGCGGCUGCCCUAGUGAGAGGCUGGAGGCCGGGGAGCGUAGCACCGGCUGAGACUCGCGCGAGGAGCCGUCUGGGCCCUGGGAACCCCGGGAAACUUUCUGGUCGCGAGGAGAGGACGCCCAGCACUGCGCUGCUCGGGCGAUGCGCGACUCUGCGUGGCGGCGGCGCGGACCCAGAACCGAGGACCAGAAGCGCUCCGGAUCCUAGUGCUACCCUACCCCUGUUGCUGACCAUGAAUGGGAUGGCCAACGUGAACUCUGCCAGCCGCCCACACUAUGCGUCCUCCAUCCCCGUGCCUAGAGCUUCCUCACAGACCAGGAUUCACACCCCAGGCGCCUCUCCUCAGCUGCGGCCUCGCCAGGCUGACUUGGCCCUGAGUCCCCAGCGAGCUGCCUCCCCAAGACGGGGCAAGGCUGCAGUCUCUUCUAGAAACUCAUCCCCCAAGGCCUACAGGGGAAGAGGAGGCCCCAGAACUGCUGGGACAGCCAGGGAAUUGGCUGAGAGUGUAGAAAGCCUCCCCAGCUCCCCCUGGAAUAGCCCCAGGGUGACCCCCAAAGCAACCCUCUCCAGUCCGGCAGGAUCCAGAAGAGCUGGGGAGACACAAAGCACCCAGAAGAAGAAGACCCAGGACGGAAUUCCAGUUCGCCAGACCAGAGGAAGGAGCCCGCCCCAGACGAGCUGGCAUGGAGAAACUCAAAUUUCAGGGCCCGCUGAGGGGCGAAUGCCUCCUAGCUGCCAGGGAAAAGAUCAAAGAGACAUAAACUACAAAAGCUCUAGGUCUUUGGAGCCUGGUGAAGGGGCAGCUUCAGGGACUUCCUCUCCAGUCUGCAGCCCUGUGCAGAGCAUAAGGCCAUCGCCUACUCCUGGGGCCCUUAGCUUUUCCUCAGCCCAUCAGCAGAGCCAGCCAAUCACAGCCACGGUGGCCCCCUUUCAGUACAGGUUGCAGACAGACCAGGAGCCUGGCCCCAUUCCUCAGGAAAGCUGGAGCCUUGAUGGGUACACCAGCACCCCCAGCAGGACUGAGGACAGCUUUUCCUGCACGGACGCGCGGAUCGUCCAUGCGCUCCUCGCAAGCAGAAUGCUGGGCAGCAGCGUCAAGAGCGUGCAGCCCGAGGUGGAGCUGAGCGGCGGCAGCGGCAGCGGCGGCGACGAGGGCGCGGACGAGGCUCGGGGAGCCAGCAGAAAGGCAGCCGCGGCGGACAGCAGAGGGAUGCUGCCCAAGCGCGCCAAGGCGGCAGGCGGCAGUGGCAGUAUGGCCAAGGCCAGUGCAGCGGAGCUGAAGGUCUUCAAGUCAGGCAGUGUAGACAGUCGUGUCCCCGGCGGGCCGCCAACCUCCAACCUGCGCAAACAGAAGUCUCUUACCAACCUCUCUUUUCUCACGGACUCCGAAAAAAAGCUGCAGCUGUAUGAGCCCGAGUGGAGCGAUGAUAUGGCCAAGGCACCCAAGGGUUUGGGUAAACUGGGGCCCAAGGGCCGAGAGGCUCCUCUGAUGUCCAAGACGCUGUCCAAGUCAGAGCACUCGCUCUUCCAGCCCAAAGGUGGCCCUGCGGGCGGUGCCAAGACCCCACUGGCCCCACUAGCGCCCAGUCUGGGUAAACCUAGCCGGAUUCCUCGAGGACCCUAUGCGGAGGUCAAGCCUCUCAGCAAGGCGCCCGAGGCAGCGGUGAGCGAUGAUGGCAAAUCGGAUGAUGAGCUGCUUUCCAGCAAGGCUAAAGCGCAAAAGGGCUCAGGGACCGUGCCCUCGGCCAAGGGCCAGGAGGAGCGGGCGUUCCUCAAGGUGGACCCCGAGCUUGUGGUGACAGUGCUGGGCGACCUGGAGCAGCUGCUUUUCAGCCAGAUGCUAGAUCCAGAGUCGCAGAGAAAGAGGACAGUUCAGAAUGUUCUGGAUCUCCGGCAGAACCUGGAAGAAACCAUGUCCAGCCUGCGGGGCUCCCAGGUGGCCCAUAGCUCCCUGGAGAUGACUUGUUAUGACAGUGAUGACGCCAACCCUCGCAGUGUGUCCAGCCUCUCCAACCGCUCCUCUCCUCUCUCUUGGCGCUAUGGCCAGUCCAGUCCCCGGCUGCAGGCUGGCGAUGCACCCUCUGUUGGUGGAAGCUGCCGUUCCGAGGGGCCACCAGCCUGGUACAUGCACGGGGAACGGGCGCACUACUCCCACACGAUGCCUAUGCGGAGCCCCAGCAAGCUCAGCCACAUCUCCCGCCUGGAGUUGGUGGAGUCCCUGGACUCUGAUGAGGUGGACCUCAAGUCCGGCUACAUGAGUGACAGUGACCUCAUGGGCAAGACCAUGACAGAGGAUGAUGACAUCACAACAGGCUGGGAUGAGAGCAGCUCCAUCAGCAGUGGGCUCAGCGAUGCCUCAGACAACCUCAGCUCAGAAGAGUUCAAUGCCAGCUCGUCCCUCAACUCCCUCCCAACAACUCCUACGGCUUCCCGCAGGAGCUCUACAAUAGUGCUACGCACUGACUCAGAGAAGCGCUCCCUGGCAGAGAGUGGGCUGAACUGGUUUAGCGAAUCAGAGGAGAAGGCCCCCAAAAAACUGGAGUACGACAGCGGCAGCCUGAAGAUGGAACCCGGAGCUUCAAAGUGGCGGAGAGAGCGGCCGGAAAGCUGUGAUGACUCAUCCAGGGGCGGGGAACUGAAAAAGCCCAUCAGCCUGGGGCAUCCAGGGUCCUUGAAGAAGGGCAAGACCCCACCAGUGGCUGUCACCUCGCCCAUCACUCACACAGCCCAGAGUGCUCUCAAAGUCGCAGGCAAGCCCGAAGGCAAAGCUACAGACAAGGGUAAGCUCGCAGUCAAGAACACUGGGCUACAGCGUUCCUCUUCCGAUGCCGGCCGGGACCGUCUGAGCGAUGCCAAGAAGCCCCCCUCUGGAAUUGCUCGCCCCUCUACUUCAGGAUCCUUUGGCUAUAAGAAGCCUCCCCCCACUACCGGCACAGCUACUGUCAUGCAGACAGGUAGUUCAGCCACUCUCAGCAAGAUCCAGAAGUCCUCAGGUAUCCCCGUUAAGCCAGUGAAUGGGCGCAAGACGAGCUUAGACGUGUCCAACAGUGCCGAACCCGGAUUCUUGGCUCCUGGAGCACGGUCCAACAUCCAAUACCGUAGCCUGCCCAGGCCAGCCAAGUCCAGUUCUAUGAGUGUGACUGGUGGACGGGGUGGACCUCGCCCUGUUAGCAGCAGUAUUGACCCCAGUCUCCUCAGCACCAAGCAAGGAGGCCUUACGCCCUCCAGACUGAAAGAACCGUCCAAGGUUGCCAGUGGUCGGACCACUCCGGCUCCUGUCAAUCAGACUGAUCGGGAAAAGGAAAAGGCUAAAGCCAAGGCUGUGGCCUUGGACUCAGACAACAUCUCCCUGAAGAGCACUGGCUCUCCCGAAAGCACUCCCAAGAACCAAGCCAGCCACCCUCCAGCCACCAAGUUAGCAGAGCUGCCACCUACCCCUCUCAGGGCCACAGCUAAAAGCUUUGUCAAGCCACCCUCACUAGCCAACCUAGACAAGGUCAACUCCAACAGUUUGGAUCUACCAUCUUCCAGCGACACCCAUGCCUCAAAGGUCCCAGAUCUGCAUGCUACCAGCUCAUCAACUGGGGGCCCUCUCCCCUCUUCUUGCUUCACCCCCAGUCCAGCACCCAUCCUCAAUAUUAACUCAGCCAGCUUCUCCCAGGGCCUGGAGCUCAUGAGUGGUUUCAGUGUCCCAAAGGAGACCCGCAUGUACCCCAAACUCUCAGGCCUGCACAGGAGCAUGGAGUCCCUCCAGAUGCCCAUGAGCCUGCCCAGUGCCUUCCCCAGCAGUUCUCCCAUCCCCACCCCACCUGCUGCCCCAUCAGAAGAAGAGACAGAAGAGCUGCCCUGGAGUGGAAGCCCCAGAGCCGGACAGCUGGACAGCAAUCAGCGGGAUCGAAACACCCUCCCCAAGAAAGGGCUCAGGUACCAGCUUCAGUCCCAGGAGGAGACCAAGGAGAGGCGGCACUCCCACACUAUCGGUGGACUUCCAGAAUCCGACGACCAGGCGGAGCUGCCGUCCCCCCCUGCACUCUCCAUGUCCCUGAGUGCAAAGGGCCAGCUUACCAACAUAGUGAGUCCCACUGCGGCCACCACGCCAAGAAUCACCCGCUCCAACAGCAUUCCCACCCACGAGGCGGCCUUCGAGCUGUACAGCGGCUCCCAAAUGGGGAGCACCCUGUCCCUGGCCGAGAGACCCAAGGGAAUGAUUCGGUCAGGAUCCUUCCGAGACCCCACGGAUGAUGUUCACGGCUCGGUGCUGUCUCUGGCCUCCAGUGCCUCUUCCACCUACUCCUCAGCCGAGGAGAGGAUGCAGUCUGAGCAAAUUCGGAAGCUUCGCAGGGAGCUGGAGUCAUCCCAGGAAAAAGUGGCCACCCUGACAUCUCAGCUUUCUGCCAACGCUAACCUAGUGGCUGCUUUUGAGCAGAGCCUGGUGAAUAUGACAUCCCGCCUGCGACACCUGGCAGAGACGGCUGAGGAGAAGGACACUGAGCUGUUGGAUUUGCGAGAAACUAUAGACUUUCUGAAGAAGAAGAAUUCUGAGGCCCAGGCAGUCAUUCAGGGAGCACUGAAUGCCUCAGAAGCCACACCCAAAGAGCUCCGGAUCAAGAGGCAGAAUUCCUCAGAUAGCAUCUCCAGCCUCAACAGCAUCACCAGCCAUUCCAGCAUCGGCAGCAGCAAGGACGCUGAUGCCAAAAAGAAGAAGAAGAAGAGCUGGCUUCGGAGUUCCUUCAACAAAGCCUUCAGUAUUAAAAAGGGCCCCAAGUCAGCCUCCUCCUACUCCGAUAUUGAGGAGAUUGCCACACCUGACUCCUCAGCCCCGUCCUCCCCCAAACUGCAGCAUGGCUCCACGGAGACUGCAUCCCCCUCCAUCAAGUCCUCCAACUCAUCCUCUGUGGGCGCAGAGGUCACCGAGGCCCCUGCUCAUCCAGCCCCCCACACUAGACUGUUCCAAGCCAAUGAGGAGGAGGAGCCAGAGAAGAAGGAAGUAUCGGAACUGCGCUCUGAACUCUGGGAGAAGGAGAUGAAGCUUACUGAUAUCCGGCUGGAGGCCCUCAACUCGGCCCACCAGCUGGACCAGCUUCGGGAGACCAUGCACAAUAUGCAGUUGGAGGUGGACCUGCUGAAAGCAGAGAAUGACCGGCUGAAGGUUGCCCCUGGCCCCUCCUCGGGCUCCACACCAGGGCAGGUCCCUGGGUCAUCUGCUCUGUCAUCCCCUCGCCGUUCCCUGGGCCUUGCACUCAGCCAUCCCUUCAGCCCCAGUCUCACAGAUACAGAUCUAUCACCCAUGGAUGGCAUCAGCACCUGUGGUCCAAAGGAAGAAGUGACCCUUCGGGUGGUGGUGCGGAUGCCACCCCAGCACAUCAUCAAAGGGGACUUGAAGCAGCAGGAGUUCUUCUUGGGAUGCAGCAAGGUCAGCGGCAAGGUGGACUGGAAGAUGCUGGACGAAGCCGUGUUCCAAGUGUUCCAGGACUACAUUUCUAAAAUGGACCCAGCUUCCACCCUGGGACUAAGCACCGAGUCCAUACAUGGCUACAGCCUUAGCCACGUGAAGCGAGUGUUGGAUGCAGAGCCCCCGGAGGUGCCUCCUUGCCGCCGAGGUGUCAAUAACAUUUCAGUGUCCCUCAAAGGUCUGAAGGAGAAGUGCGUCGACAGCCUGGUGUUCGAGACGCUCAUCCCCAAGCCCAUGAUGCAACACUACAUAAGCCUUCUGCUCAAGCACCGGCGCCUUGUGCUCUCCGGCCCCAGUGGUACCGGCAAGACCUAUUUGACCAAUCGGCUGGCCGAGUAUCUGGUUGAGCGCUCGGGCCGCGAGGUCACCGAUGGCAUCGUCAGCACUUUCAACAUGCACCAGCAGUCUUGCAAGGAUCUGCAACUAUACCUCUCCAACCUGGCCAACCAGAUAGACCGGGAAACAGGAAUUGGGGAUGUGCCCUUGGUGAUCCUACUGGAUGACCUGAGUGAAGCAGGCUCCAUCAGUGAGCUGGUCAACGGGGCCCUCACCUGCAAGUAUCACAAAUGUCCCUAUAUUAUAGGUACCACCAACCAGCCUGUAAAAAUGACACCCAACCAUGGCUUGCACUUGAGCUUCAGGAUGCUGACCUUCUCCAACAACGUGGAGCCAGCCAAUGGCUUUCUGGUCCGUUACCUGCGGAGGAAGUUGGUAGAGUCAGACAGUGACAUCAAUGCUAACAAGGAAGAGCUGCUUCGGGUGCUGGACUGGGUGCCCAAGCUGUGGUACCACCUCCACACCUUCCUUGAGAAGCACAGCACCUCGGACUUCCUCAUUGGCCCUUGCUUCUUUUUGUCCUGUCCCAUUGGCAUUGAGGACUUCCGGACCUGGUUCAUUGACCUGUGGAACAACUCCAUCAUUCCCUAUCUACAGGAAGGAGCCAAGGACGGCAUCAAGGUUCAUGGGCAGAAAGCUGCCUGGGAAGAUCCAGUGGAGUGGGUCCGGGACACUCUCCCCUGGCCGUCAGCCCAACAAGACCAGUCGAAACUAUACCACCUGCCCCCACCUUCUGUGGGCCCUCACAGCAUUGCCUCACCUCCAGAGGAUAGGACAGUCAAAGACAGCACCCCAAGCUCCCUGGACUCAGACCCUCUGAUGGCCAUGCUGCUGAAACUUCAAGAAGCUGCCAACUAUAUUGAGUCACCAGAUCGAGAGACUAUCCUGGACCCCAACCUCCAGGCGACACUCUGAGGGUCCAGAGGUCACCGUCACCCUGGACAGCAGAAGGCUGGCUUCAGCGUCAUUAGCUCUCCUCUCCUAUCUUCUUUCGAGGCUCUGGCUCCUCACCAGCCUCACCAGGAGAGCAGGAGGGAAGAAGAGGGCAAGAGGAGGACGGGGUCUUGGUGCUGAACCUUUGAGAACUUCCUAGUAGGGAUUGGAGGGGUGGAGUUUGGGAACUCGUGCCCCCUUAAAUACAUUUACUGGCCUCCUCUCAUGACUUUGGAGAAAAGAUGAGUCUGGGUCUUUUCUCCAAUUUUUGUUUCAUCUAUAAACUCCUGGGCUUUCUGGGGAGGGAUUCGGAAGACAUCAAAAACAAAACAACUGCAGUAAUUCCUAGCUGGUCCUCAUGAGCACCUCUGAGACAGUCACGUUCGGGGAAUCUAUAGGAGGCAGACUUUCUUGCAAACCCUUGCCGAUUCUAUCACCACUGCCAACAAUCCUCCCCCGGAGAUCUGGCCAGAGCCCAGAAAACAAAGCAUGUGGUUUAACAAACAAACAAACAAACAAA
Messenger RNA from Acomys russatus (golden spiny mouse), 7351 nucleotides. It is a transcript of the gene Nav1, whose product is annotated as neuron navigator 1. The record is from RefSeq and is a predicted model, not a curated record. Lineage: Eukaryota; Metazoa; Chordata; Mammalia; Rodentia; Muridae. Bases 343 to 6813 code for a protein of 2156 amino acids. Gene Ontology annotation, biological process: neurogenesis; nervous system development; microtubule bundle formation. Gene Ontology annotation, molecular function: ATP hydrolysis activity. Gene Ontology annotation, cellular component: axon initial segment; microtubule cytoskeleton. The transcript is spliced from 32 exons.